Messenger RNA from Emericellopsis cladophorae, 1068 nucleotides. RefSeq lists its product as uncharacterized. The transcript has a single exon. NCBI's taxonomy places the organism in Eukaryota, Fungi, Ascomycota, Sordariomycetes, Hypocreales, Bionectriaceae. Bases 1 to 1068 code for a protein of 355 amino acids. The record is from RefSeq and is a predicted model, not a curated record.
AUGAACAAUGCGUUUACGCCCUGGGCAGCGCCUCCGCCGGUGAUAUUUCCCUUCCUGCGUCUGCCCGCCGAAGUCCGCAACAUGAUCUACGAACAUGUCUUCAUCCUCGACGUCCACAUUGAGCUGGCCAUACGUGACGACAACGCAACGCACCUGUCAGCUUCGUCACCCUACAAAUGCCACUGCGCCCAGCAUGCGGACGAGCGCAAGGCAGUGUCACAUCACUUCCUCGCGCUGCUCGAAGCCUGCAGACUCACCAAACGGGAAGCCGCGCCUAUCCUGUACGGAAAGAACGUGUUUUGCUUCGGCGAUUGGCGCGUGUGGAAACCUGGUAAUCUCGCCAUUGCGCACCGGACCCUGCAACGCAUCGGUGCGACUAACUUGAACUUCAUUAAAGCUAUCGCUCUACACGUGGAUGCACUGCCCAGUGUGAUUGCAAGGGACUACACCGUGCCUCCUGGGACAUGGCCUGCUUGGAGAAUUCCAGCUCCCUAUCCGCAGGGCGACUUGGUUCGAUACAUUGCGGCCAUGUGUCCUCGUAUUGACACCAUCUACCUAGGCCACAUUGAUAGGCUGACGGCAUGGGUAAACCUGCUGGAUAUGCAGCAUCACGAAGUAGGCAUUAGGACCGCGAACAUGGAGCUCAUAUUGCAUCUGUUCAAGGCCACGACGAAAUGGCUGAAGCCGACUGGGAGUACCAUCCGCAUCGUCAUAGGCUGCUACGCGCCACGUCCGCCCGGUCACAUAGUGACCCCCCUCAACCCCUACGAGUGGCCUACCUAUCUGGCGGAAUGGCAAGACAGAUUUGACUUUAUAGAUAUGGACUGGGUGCACGAGGAGGAGGAGUACGGUGAUGAAGAGGAGGAGUGGGUGGAGCUGGAGCGCGACGAGUUGGAGGAGUACAUGACGAAUGAGCAUGUCAACGUGGACCAACGCUUCAAAAGGGCCGCUCUUGAGGCGGGAUGGGAGAUUCUACCCAGAGGGCGGUUGUUCGUCGAGCCCAUGGGAAAGAAGCCAAGGCCGGAGUCGGAUCCUGUCAAACGCCCAGAGAAUGGUCACGAUUCAUGA